Molecule: messenger RNA, 2712 nt
Organism: Cordyceps militaris CM01
Lineage: Eukaryota; Fungi; Ascomycota; Sordariomycetes; Hypocreales; Cordycipitaceae
Exons: 2
Coding region: 1-2712 (903 amino acids)
Source: RefSeq, a predicted model, not a curated record
AUGGCCGAUCGACAUCGCAGCUACCAUCACGCUAGGCCGGCGAGCACGAAUCCCUCCCGGUCCUCUCUUCCCGCCGGCAUGGUGUACCAGCCCUCAUAUGCAGACGACUCAUACUUGGCAGCCGGUGGCAGCCGUCACCCUGUUACCACGCCUCGUGGCUACUCAAGUACUACGACUCAUUCUGGCCAACCCGCCACGACAAGAACAUAUGCCGUCACGCAAGAUCCCCGAUCUCACCCUAGAACACGCGACCAUAGCCACACCAGGCGGUUGACCAUGGACUCGGUAUCGAGGCCGCCUGUCAUCAUAACUACGAUACAAAAAGAUCGACCCCAUAACAACUCGGUCCAUAGUGCCGGUGUGCGAAUUGGCAGUCCCGUCCACGACGACUAUCGUGGCGCCAACUCUCAAUACUAUGCUGUACCCGCCUCGACGAGUCCUUCUCGCAGCUCUGCGCGGCCAUACCAUGGUGAAGAUCAUUCUCGUCGUAGAGACCGCGGAGACAGCCUCUUGAGCCCUCGCGAUGCCGAAAUUUACCGCCAGUCUCGGCCUUCCGUCACCUACCCAAGCACUUCGCGCCACAGUGCGGCAACCAUUGACUAUGGCGAUGAUGGGUACAGGUAUACAAAUGCCGGCGAAUUGGUUCAAUAUGACCUUGAUCACUCUAAGCCAUCUCGGACCCAACGACACGAUAGUUUUAGUCAAGGCUAUUCUCGUCCAGGAGCAUCCUACGCCGGCAAUCACAGGAGAAGCGAUGGUCUAAGAUACGAGAUCGGCAGGGGCUCUACCGUUCCACACGAACGAUCUGAUGUGCGUGGUGGUCCUCCGCCAUUCACGCGUGGAUUUGACAAGGUACAUAGAGAUAACGCUCCUGACCAGGAUCGCCAAGCCCCCCCCGCCGCGCCAAAGCCUCCAAGGCCGAUCUCCCAAUCUGAAACGUCUGGCGAUCUUCGAGACGUUGGAGAGACGAGGCAUAGGCGGCCGGUCUCCGUCAGUCAGGAGCCAUCUUACUGGCACAGCUCAACUCACACUCGCGACGACGUCCGGGAUCGGCGCGGCCACUUUCGUGAUCGCAGCGACGAUAGAACAGCUGGAAGUCGGCGCCCGCAUUCUACUCAGUUCUACGAUGACAGUAUACCAAAUCGUGGUUUCGGUAUUCGUACAAGUCCAGAAGGUACUUCAGAUGGCCGACGUGAUAGCCGACGGGACGGCCGACGGGGACGAGAGGAGUCCCGACGGGGUGAUUAUCUAGCCUCUGGUGAGGAGCUAAUGUCAGAGCCUCGGAAAUACACACAAGAUCGAAUGCUGCCACAUUCUGGCGAAAGCAAGCAUACAGGGAGCGACCGAAGAGACAGUGACAGAGAUGCUUCCAACGGUAUUCUUGAAGCCGCGGGUACCGGCCUCGGCAUAACUGUAGCAGCGGCUGGUCUUGUUGCUUCUAGGAAGGACAACGAACCUGCCGGGGAUCUUUAUAAGCAGGAAGAUUCUACCUGCGGUCCUGCGGCUGGUAACUCGGACCGUCCUAAGACGUUGGAGCUUUCUGGGAGCUCUUCAACCAAGAGCUCUAUUGAGGCCACCAAAGACCGCCAUAGCCCUCGGUCAGAAGUCUUCAGGGAAGGCGCUGAGGAUUCUAUCGGCCUCUCAGAUGGUGGGGGGGCUUCCUUGGUCAAGUAUGGCACCCCACCGGCAUCCGAUUCGGAUGAUGCGGGGAGGGACAGGAUGAGAAGGAGGCAAUCACCAUCUGACUUCUUUGAUCCUAGAAACACCGCUGAUCUUCGUCGAAUACAGGAGCAGCUUGCUGCUCUGAAGAUGCAUGAUAGCCAACAGCAAUCUAAAGACGCAGCGGCCGUUGAACCUGGACGCCAAACCCGCACUCCAUCUCCGAAGAAGGAAGGUACUGGUAUUCCCGUGUCAAAUGGGGAUGACGACGGCUACGCCGUUGGUUUUCCGGCUCAGGAGAAACAUACUCGCCUCGUUUCGCCCCCUCGUGACAAGCGAGACGACAAGCCUCUGAAGAGCAUUUUAAAGCAGCCAAGCGCCAAGUUUCCUGAGGAAGCCAACCCAGUGCGGGAAGGUGUUGCUCCUCAUAAGGAAGAUAAGAAGCUCAAGGAGGUCCCUCCUGGAGCACGUUGGACGAAGGUCAAUCGUAAGGUGGUCAAUUCUGAGGCUCUCACUAUUGGGCAGGAGCGAUUCGAGGAACGAGACGAUUUCGUAAUUGUUUUGCGAGUUCUAAGCAAGGAGGAGAUACAGGCAUAUGCCGCCGCGACUCAGGUUCUGCGAGAACGACGGCGUAAUCGGGAGGAGCUGGAGCGCGGGCUGGAGCGCCAGCAUCAUGAUGAUGAUGACAAGCCCCGGCAUCACCGCCGCCCUCGUCGCCAUGGUGGGGAUUAUGGGGAUGGUGGAGAUGACAAUGUUACCGGCAGUGAGACGCGAGAUUCUGGCAAAUAUCUCGAUGAUGAGGGGAAACAGAAGACGGCUCAUGAUGAGGGGGGUGGCAGUUCUGCCGAUCAACGGCGAGAAGUUGAUAAAGAUGGUGAGAGGGCGAGGCGAUCGAGGCGAGAUGAUCAAGAUGGGGAUGCCGUGGGGAAAAGGCGAGAUCGAGCCCACGAUGAUGAUAGGGGUGUUGAUAUUGAGCGCCGGAAGAGGGCGGUCAAGGAUGAUUACAAUAAGCGUGAACCGCAACGCAGUGAUGGCGAUAGAUAUUAUCCUUAG